Molecule: messenger RNA, 3138 nt
Organism: Acipenser ruthenus (sterlet)
Lineage: Eukaryota; Metazoa; Chordata; Actinopteri; Acipenseriformes; Acipenseridae
Gene: immt
Product: inner membrane protein, mitochondrial (mitofilin)
Exons: 16
Coding region: 196-2526 (776 amino acids)
Biological process (GO): cristae formation
Cellular component (GO): MICOS complex
Source: RefSeq, a predicted model, not a curated record
CGUCCACGCUAUCCGCAGCGUAGCGCGCAUGCUCGCUGUGCGCUGCCUUGUUCUUGCUCUGUCUUACACCGUGUUGGGAGUUUGGCAAGCCUCUCUCCAAGCGUACGUUAUUCUCCUGUUUUAUCAUGUUCUACUGAAGAAAAACGUGAAUGUGUCACAGUUAAGAACAACUGGAAGGUGGUUUUGCAAACAGCCAUGCUGCGUGUGUGCAGAAACGUGAGCCGUGCAGUAGCCCAGCAGUGCCUGUGUGGUAAAGCACCACUCCGUCCUCUACAACCUCUUCGCCGAUAUACAACACAGGGGGAAUCUGGUGGUUCUGCAGGCAAAAUAAUUGGAGCCAGCCUUCUGUUUGUUGGGGGAGGAUUUGGUGGCACAAUAUUGUAUGCAAAGUGGGAUCCGAAAUUCCGACAGAAUGUAGAGCAGUCCGUCCCCUAUGCUGACAAAGUCUUUGAUGUCACCCUUGGCCCCGCCCCUUAUGUAUUGCCUAUGCCAAAGAAACCGAUUCCUUACAUGAGCGAGGUGACGAAAGAACCAAAGCAGCCCAAACCAAAGGGAAAGAAGAGUGAACCGGCAGAGGCUGCCCCAGCACCAGCCCCUGUGGAGGAACAGAAACUGAAAGAGUCCUCUGUGGAGGCAGGGCACAUCAUUUCAGCGAUCGGAGAGGCCCUGUCAGUGCCCGCUCCUGGCACCCACGAAGGGCAAGGAGAGCAAGAGGGGGAACACAAGCAUGCUGCAGUAGCAGGUGGGGAGGUGUGUGAGAAAUGCGAGGAGAGUGGACACAAGGACCUGCCGGCAGUGAAGGAACGCCCGCCUGAGGAGGUGGCAGCCCGGCUCGCCAAGCAGGAUCAAGAGGAGCAGGAGAAGAGUGCCGCUCUGGCGGCGAUGUUGGAGGAGGCUCUGGGCAGCACAGCCCGUGUGACUCUACAGGCCAUUGCUGCACAGGAUGCUGCUGUUGAGUCAAUCAACAGCCAUGCCCGAAAGUUAAAAGAGGCUAUGGAAGAAACUGAGGCUUCGGCGGAGCAGAAAUCUUCUCAGUGGCGUGUCCUUGAAGAAGCCCUGAAUGAGCGCAGCAAGACGGUGGAUGAAGCGGCUGACGCUCUUUUGAAAGCCAAGGAUGGGCUGGAGAAGCUGCGAGGGGUGAUUGACGAUGCAAAACAGGCUAAUAUUGCCAGAGCUAAGCCUCAGAUUAUGUCUGCUGAGGAUAACCUGCACAACAUGCUGGUCGAUCUGGAUAACGUUGUCAAAAAGGUCCAGGCAGCUCAGUCAGAAGCUAAGAUCAUAGCUCAGUACCAUGAGCUUGUGGCUGUGGCGAAAGAGCAAUUCCAGAAAGAACUAGACAGCAUCACCCCAGACAUACAGACUGGAUGGAAGGGACUCAAGGUGUCUGAUUUAGCCGGCAGACUGACCACAGACGACCUGAACUCUCUGAUCGCCCACGCUCACCGGCGCAUCGACCAGCUGAACAAGGAGCUGGCUGAGCAGAGGGUCCGGGAAAGGCAGCACAUCGAGACUGCUCUGGGGCAGCAGAGGAUGGAGGAUAAGAAGGCUCUGGAGAUGGCUGUGGCCAAAGCAUUGGAGCACUACCGCGCAGAAAUCCAACUGGGUCAGGACAAAAAGUCGGUAUCGGUGCCGCAUCGUUUAAAGCUUCUUCUAACUGUUGAGGAGGUGCGGGAGGUGAUGGAGGUCGAGAUGAGGACUCAGCUGCGCAGACAGGCGGCUGCCCACUCUGACCACCUGAGGGAUGUGAUAAAAGUCCAGGAACAGGAGAUCAGAGCAGAGGCGGAGCAGGAGUUGGCACAUAAGCUCUCUGAGCAAGAAACCCACUUCAGAAGGAUGACUCAGGAACAGCUGGAUAACUUCACUCUAGACAUGAAUGCAGCUUACGCCCGGCUCAAAGGAAUGGAGCAAGCAGUCGACAGUCAUGCGGUUGCUGAAGAGGAGGCCAGGAAAGCGCACCAGCUGUGGCUUUCCAUCGAAGCUCUUAACUACACCCUGAAGACGGCUUCGGGGGACAGGCCUACAGAACCUCUUGAUACAGCAGUGCAGGCCAUCAAAGCUAGCUGCGCGGAGAACGAAUUCACCCAGACCUUAAGCACUGCCCUGCCUGAAGAGUCCCUGAGCCGCGGGGUGUACAGCGAGGCCUCCCUUAGGGUGCGCUUCUAUGCCAUAAGGAAGCUGGUCCGCCGAGUCGCCAUGAUCGACGAGACCAGGAAUAGCCUGUACCAGUACUUCCUUUCCUACCUACAGUCUCUCCUCCUGAUGGAACCCCAGCAACUCAAACCCCCGGCGCAGCUCUCCCCCGAAGACCUGGACACGUUCAAGCUGCUCUCAUAUGCCACGUACUGCAUCGAGCAUGGAGAUCUGGAGCUGGCAGCUAAGUUUGUCAACCAGCUGAAGGGAGAGUCCAGGAGAGUGGCUCAGGACUGGUUGAAUGAAGCUCGACUGACCCUAGAAACUACACAAGUAGUCAGUCUUCUUUCUGCGUAUGCCAAUGCAGUGGGUUUAGGCACCACCCAGGUCAAAUAAUUUGCUAAAUAAAUAUUUAAUAGAGCCCCUCUUAAAAAAAAAAAAAAAUAAUAAAAUAAAAAUAAAAAGGUUAACACGAUUCCUUGUGUAGACUUUAUUUAUAUAUAUAUAUAUAUAUAAUGAAAUACACAGUGAAAUUUGUGUAAAGCCCUGUCUACAACAGUGCAACAUUUACCUUCUGUACAACUUACUGAAUACAACAGGGUUCUGCUUGGCAGUAUUUUGUUGCAAGGUAGAGCAGUGUUUUUGCUUUGUCUGUCUGCAAGAAAUAGGAAAUUGCAUACUAAAUGCAGUUGUGGUGUACUGUGUAGCCAGGGCUUGGGGGAUGUUUGUGACCUUGAUGGCACAAGACACAUUCAGGAAUGAUCUACCCACACUAAAGGGAUUGUUCUCAAUUUACUCUUGGUGGUGACCUCACUAUCACAGUAUUUCAGUUGGCUAGCGAUGACUCAAUAAUGAAUGCUUUGUCUGUUCAACUUGGUGUAAUGUUUUGAGUUCCUGAUUUGUAUUGAUUGGGCUUUGUGAUUUGAACCUAAUUACUUGUUUUCACAUUAUGUUGUUGAUUUAAUUUCAUACCUACUGGUACAUAUCAAUAAAACAUAAGCAAAGUUA